Molecule: messenger RNA, 6118 nt
Organism: Penicillium samsonianum
Lineage: Eukaryota; Fungi; Ascomycota; Eurotiomycetes; Eurotiales; Aspergillaceae
Product: putative Rho guanyl nucleotide exchange factor
Exons: 4
Coding region: 1-5640 (1879 amino acids)
Biological process (GO): intracellular signal transduction
Cellular component (GO): cytoplasm
Molecular function (GO): guanyl-nucleotide exchange factor activity; protein binding
Source: RefSeq, a predicted model, not a curated record
AUGAAUGCUGAAUGGGUUUGGGCGACCAUCCCGGAACAACGCACCAGCUCAACCCGCCCAGAACCGAAAGGCCGCGACCAGUCCACGUCGACCUGUCGGCCUGAAGCAUGCAAGAUGUCUGGCGGUGACGAGCAGGGUUUUGAUGUCCGGUAUCGCGACCCGCCUCCGUUUGGGCGACAAUCGUCGGCUCCGGCAUUUGGCCAGUCUGUCAAUGGUCACACUACCACUUCUUUAGAUGACUCGCCGACCGUCUCUUUCUCCCAGGCACAAUCAUCGCCGUAUUCUCCACCGUCGGGCUUCAUUCGACCCCAUAAUCCUCCCACUUCCACGAAUCACCGGUCGUCGGGCGAUCAAUUGGAAGAUCGUAGAGGGGAGUCUCCAGACCCUGCUGACUAUUAUCGCCAGCGUGGAUCCCUGCCAGGGACUUCAUCCAAUGUAAGAGAGGAGUUCGGCGAUGUAAGAACGGGCAUGGCUGCGGCCGAAUAUCCUGCAGUCGGUGACAAAGUGUCCCCCCUGCCAACAAACAUGUUGGAGUCAUCGCGCACUAGACGUCAACCAUAUCGUUCAACCUCCGAUUCUCCAACAUUAGGAGCUUCCUCGGCCAACAUACCCCCGUUGCACGCGAAUGCAAGGUCACGACAGCCGUCGUUCAAAGAUCUUGUCAACAAGUUCAACAAAACCUCCGAUCAGAUACUCCCUUUGCCCUCUGUUUCUCGUUCAACCUCAAGGGCACCGAGCCCUUCCGGAAGUAUUGACGGGGAGCGAAAUCGGGUGCUGCCACGGCGUCGUCAGUAUCGUGAUUCUCUACCAGAGUCGAUCACCAGCAAUCCCCGAGCGCUUGUUGAUUCGACCCCAUCGUCGCCAGAGAGAGAUAGAUUCGGUCCGCCUCUAGAUACAAAGAGCGCUAUUCCGCCGCCUCUGUUCCAAAGGAUCACGGAUUCGCAUCCCCGUCGGCCAUUGUUUGGUGAACUGUCGCCAAUCAACACACAGGUUAACAACGGAGCCCUAUUGCGUAUACAACAACGCCGCGGGUCGGAUGGAAGUAUUCCAAGCCCAAAUCCAGCCUUCUUCGAGCAUCGCGAUCAAUAUCCCUCAAAAACACCACUCACACCUACUGCAUGGUAUCUUGGACACACAACUUCCUUGGAGGCAGUCCACACCGGGAUAAACAGCACCGGCAAACAUCGCCGAGCUCAAAGUGACUUGGAUAAAAUAAGAGAGCCCCUUGCAGAACCGUGGAAUCCUGAAAUGGCGGUACCUGCGCCCUUGCGGCAGACCAAGCCCGGUCAUGGAUCGCCCCCGGGCAGUCCAAAUUCCAAGUCUCGCAUUCCUGUCUCCUCGCACCGUCUCGUCACUGCUCCCGGUCCCGAAAGCUUAUCCGCAUCCUCCAAUCCAACCUUCAGCAGCCGAUCCGCCGCCAUUACCUCGCCGCCCAGGGGCAGUAGCCGCCUUCCUAUUCUGUCACCUAAACAAAGUCCUCCCCGCAUGCCAGCAGAUGAUCCCGCUUCGUUCGCGACAACCUCGCGUGGUAGACGGGAUCUAGCAAUCGGCCGAACCCGCAAUCAAUUAUCUGAAUCCAGUCGCCGACUUCAAGCCUACAUCGCUGAGCCGCCGCCUAAAAAGUCGCCUCCGUUGCGCAGUUCACGACCCCGACAACCCGUCUCACAUGGUGCCGCGGUCUCCCCACGCUCCAAAAUUGGAGAUAGAGUUUUGAAUUUACAAAAACGCGCCACCCACAACAACUCGCGGUCUCGUCCAGAACGCAAAUUACCUGAAUUGGGCAAGGUUGAUUUUGAUGCUCGUCGCCGGCACAUUCAACAGGCAAUCAACCGACACUCAAGCAACCCGGGUGUUCAAGAGAAUCAGAAUGACAGAGGACCGGACAAGUCAACUGCUGCAAAGCUUCGACGUCACGCUUUGGUGCGAGAGCAGGAGACGCAUGAAGAUUUCAAGCAAUCGAUGGAUGGACCUACAAUUACACCUAGCCUGCCUGUGACCAACGCCCCGUCAUCCGAUGAGAUGGCUACGAUGGUCAAAGACUCGACCGGCUCGGUCGAGUAUAAGGAAAGUAGGGUUCAGGCUGUUCCUAGGCUGCACCUCAACACUGCCCUGCCGGCAUCGGAUAUGGCAACGCCCCACACAACAAUGGACUCUCCCACUCUUGGCCUCCCACAGGGUGUGAAUUCAACGACUUCAGGUGAAGGACGGCCUGUCAAUGAUGACCCGACCCACUCGGGUGCCACAUCAGACUCCGACGAUACCCAUGUCACUACUUUUGAUCCGGAGCCGCAGUCCGGGCUGUUGCAGCGCAAUCCCAGCGUUUCUCAUCGGACUAUUCUGGAUCAAAUAAUGCAAAUCCGCGAGUGCAGCCCGAGCGACGACUCAUGCGACGAACCUGAUUGCAGUCUUUCAGAGAACGACGAUAGAGAGUCCAUCCGGAUUAUGCUUGGAGGUACGACCUACUACAAUUCGUCUAGUAGCACGAAUACUCAAGAGCCCGAGCGUGCGUCAAUGCACCAGGCUCAAAAUGAGACUCAUGCUCACAACCGAUGGAGCAUGGGUUCAUGGUCUUCUGGACAAAACCAACAUUCCACCUGUGACGAGCAUUGCGAUGAGAGUGGAGAUGAUUCUCUGCUACGAGGCCGUGAGACGGAACCACCAACUGAAACUUGUUCAGCUGUCUCAACAAGGCCAGCUUCAAUAGCGGACGAUGAAUCACCAUCCCCAGUUCAGGAUCACGGCGUGAUGGGGCCGAACACACUUCAAGCGUCUGAACAGUUUCGGCCCAAUGCCUUCUCUACUCCACCAACCUUGGCUAGAUUAGGCAGAUGGGAUUCGAAGCGUGUCACUCAGCUCUAUCUGGAGGAGUUGACGCGAGGCAGGAGCCACCACCUUGACUCAGCAAUUUACACCUCGUCCGAGCCUCGAUCUCAUCCCACAAAUACACGUACAGAUGGGAGACCCGAUAGUCUGACUGACGAUCCAGUCGUCGUGCCAGGAUUCAAGGAUUUCCAUGCCUCAGAGAGACUUUCACACACGGCUAGUUUGGUUGGACGUGAUGAUUGGGAACAUGCAUCUCCCUCCAUCAUGGACUGGAUGCAGAUUGCUGCCGAAGAUGAUGCUAUGACCCCCGACACCGAAACCGAUGGCAUGCGUACUGAAGGAGUGCUCACCCCCGCCUGGCGCCUUCGGCAACCCACGACGCUGGCGCAUCGAACACGAACAAUGGCCUCGGAUACCCAGGUUGCGCCUAGAGCUGUGGGACACAGCCCGGGCAGCAGUCAGGACUCUUCUUUCCGAAAUUUGGAGUCUAUUCAAUCUCCCGUGGCCGCUGACUCCUCCGCUACUUCACUUGUUCCGUCCACUGAGCAAACUAUUCGGGUUGAGCCGAAGGAUUCGCCUUCCCCGGAACAACGACGUCUUAAGAAGCGGCGUCACAUAAUCAAAGAACUUGUUGAUACGGAACACACCUUUGGUCAUGAUAUGAUAAUCAUUGAGGACAUCUACAAGAGUACCUCCCUCACGGUAUUGGAUCCCGAAGAUGUCAAGGUUCUCUUCGGCAAUUCCGAUCAAGUCGCAGCCUUCUCCGACAAGUUCUUGUAUGAUCUCAAGCAAGCAGCUCAAAGCAUCUACGUCAUUCCAAAGGCUCUGCGAUGGACCAGCAAGCGAAAGCGCAAUAAUCAGCCUACCGAGUCCGCUACCCCAGAAGGCGAUGAAGUAGCCGAGCUUGCAGGAAUGUCGGAGCUCGAAAAAGAUCGCGCGACCUCUGUCGGUCAGAUUUUUGUCGCCCACAUGGGGAAGAUGGAAAAGGUGUACACCGAAUACCUGAAGAACCAUGAUGCCGCAAACAAGAAACUUCAGGUCGUGCAGCGUAACGCAAAAGUGGGCUUUUGGCUGAGCGAAUGUCAGAAGGGUGCUAUGGAUCUCACGACCGCCUGGGAUUUGGACUCUUUGCUCGUUAAACCAGUGCAAAGAAUCUUGAAGUAUCCCCUUAUUCUCCGCGACCUAUUGGAGUCCACACCAAACGACCACCCGGACCGAGCGGCAAUUGCCAGUGCCCUGGAAGAAGUUACAAAUGUUUCUCAUCGCAUCAACGAAAUGAAGAAACGAGUAGACCUUGUUGGUCAAGCUGUCGGUCGAAAGCGCAACCAGUCCGAUGUGCGUACCGGUCUGUCUAAGGCCUUUGGUCGCCGCACGGAGAAGUUCAGACAGCAAGUUGGCCUCUCCGACUUGUUUGAAGACAAAACCUAUGAUUCGCUAGCGCAAAAACUUAGCGACGGCUAUUUCCAGUUGCAGGUUGUCAUGCGUGACGCUGAGAGUUACUCCAGGGAUGUGCAACUCUAUGUGAACCAGUUCAACGAGUAUGCUGAUUCGAUCGAAGAGAUUAUUGGCAUGUCGCCUUCUCCGUAUCCACAGUUGGAGAGCAAGUGGCAUCAGUUCAAGAUGACAGUUCAGGAACUUGUGUCGACUGCUCUCCCAGAACAUCUUGCUGUCGUUCGUAAAACGGUCAUCGAUCCGAUGGUUGAACUACUAGGACUUUACAAUGCACCCCAGCGAGUCAUGCGGAAGCGUGACAAGCGACUCCCGGAAUAUGCACGCUACAAAGCCAUCAAAGACCGUGGCGACAAACCUGACAAAAAGACUGUCGAGCAGGGCGAGCAGUUCCUGGCUUUGAACGAUACUUUGAAGGAUGAAUUGCCUAAACUUUAUGCGUUGACUUCCAAAUUGAUGGCAGCGUGUCUGAAGAAUUUCAUCGAAAUUCAAACUGUGUGGUACAGUGUUCUACAGAAAAAGAUUGGUGCUCAUGUGGAAUUAUUCCCCAAUGACCUGGACAGGCUCAUCAGCGACUUCAAUAGUGACCACACUUUGAUGGAGGCACGAAUGGGGGAGCUAAGCUCUUGCAAUGGGGCGAUGAUGGCUCAUUCCCUCAAUUUGGUCCCCCUUUCACCCAGUGAGCAGCAAAACCCCAUGUCGCCUCGCCGUCCUUCUACGGUGAAUAGCUCAAAUGCCCGACCUGGGUCUAUGAACGAUGAUUCACCAAACGUUUCCCGGGAUUUCAGCGUCGGCAGCCAAUCAUUCCAGUCUCCCCAUAUGGAAAGCCACUCCAGCCGCAGUAGCCGUUACCGGGCUGAUUCCAUUCUAUCUGGCCGAGUCAUCCCAGACACCCCCAGUCAACUGCUGCAACAAGUCACCAGCUCUCCGGCCCCUGUGAGAACGAGCGAUGUCGAGCCUUUCCCAAGCCUGCCAAGACUCAGCCUAGACACACCUUUCCUCGAGGAUGUGAUUAACAGCUCCUCGCACUCGAGCAAUGCGCCAACCUCCCCGACUGAUCGAUACUCCGGAUUCUUCUCGUCCGCCAUGCCCAUGUCGGAUGUGCCAAGUGAUACUGUCGUGGAUGGUCACUUUGAACGCAGCCCCCCUCCCAUCGGCCCUGCGGUGUUGUUCUGCGCAGCGAGUGUGUAUGACUUUGACAUUGACGCUCGCACUGAGGGCGGAUAUCCCUAUCUGACCUACGCCUCCGGGGAUAUCUUCGACGUCAUAGGCGAGAAGGGCGAGCUCUGGCUUGCCCGCAAUCAGGACGAUGCCACUAGGACAGUUGGGUGGAUUUGGAACAAGCAUUUUGCCCGACUCAGCAGCUGAAUCAACGACCUCAUGCCAUGUUCUCGAUGUAUUCGUCAAUUGCUUUUCAAAAACCUGCAAGAAACAAACGAACACAAAGCCCAAAACACACAAAGGUUCCAUACUAACUACAGGAUAUUACAGGAUCAUAUUCCAUGUUUCUUUUGCCUGAUUUUUUUCUGAUCUGUCUUCAUAUUUCUUCAAAAUAAUACCCCCUAAAUACCAGGGCAAAACAAACGCAACUACACCAGUUGCAAUGUUGCUGCUUUGUUUCUUUGAUCUGCUUUGGCUUCAUUCGGCGUCAUCUCAUCUGAUGAUUUAUGGUUUUCUUUUCUAUUCAUCUCAGUUGCUUUGCUCUCAUUCCUGUUGUUUCUAUCUGAUCUCUGUCCAUUUCGUCCGAUCUUCGUUCCUUUCCUCCCAUCUCAGCGCAUGGUCUGACCCUCUUCUUCUACUGGAGCUCUGGGAUACACGUUUAGAUACCCCUCUUUCUUAUGAAUUA